Didymodactylos carnosus is the source of this 219-nucleotide messenger RNA. Lineage: Eukaryota; Metazoa; Rotifera; Eurotatoria; Philodinida; Philodinidae. The record is from the annotation of a GenBank genome assembly.
AUGGAAGAACUGGCAUCGGACGAUGAUUAUGAAGAUAGAGAGAAUUUGGGUAACACACAGCCUGGUGAUGGACCGCGAAAUAACGGCCGUAGUCCGAUUCAACUUACAGAACGAGCGAACUAUCUAAAAGCUAGUGAUGCACUGAAAAUGGACCUGGUGGAAAACCCGGAACAGGUGGCAACACCAGGAAUUGGUUUUCAAGUAGCUGUAUGGUUUUGA